This is a messenger RNA of Staurois parvus, 355 nucleotides long. The record is from the annotation of a GenBank genome assembly. Lineage: Eukaryota; Metazoa; Chordata; Amphibia; Anura; Ranidae.
CUAGGCAUGCAGACUGCUUCUACAAACAUUUGUGAAAGAAUAGGUCGCUCUCAGGAGCUCAGUGAAUUCAGUCGUGGUCCCGUGAUAGGUUGCCACCUGUGCAAUAAGUCCAUCCAUGAAAUUUCCUUGAAUUAUAUUAUAUUAAUAUUUCACGGUCAACUGUUAGUGGUAUUAUAACAAAGUGGAAGGCCAUGUAACAUGACAGAGUGGGCACGCCAUCACUGGACUUUAGAGCAGUGGAGACGUAUUCUUUGGCAUGAUGGAUCACGUUUCUCUGUCUUGCAAUCCAAUGGACGUGUCUGGGUUUGGUGAUUGCCAGAACGGUACUUGCCUGACUAAUUUGUGCCAAGUGUAA